Scheffersomyces coipomensis is the source of this 3006-nucleotide messenger RNA. It is a transcript of the gene KEL1, whose product is annotated as Kel1p. Bases 1 to 3006 code for a protein of 1001 amino acids. The record is from RefSeq and is a predicted model, not a curated record. The transcript is spliced from 2 exons. Gene Ontology annotation, molecular function: protein binding. Lineage: Eukaryota; Fungi; Ascomycota; Pichiomycetes; Serinales; Debaryomycetaceae.
AUGACAGUUUCAAGCGUUAAUCAAAGAAGGCCCCUGAAUGAUCUUAAUCAUAAUCAAGUGGUGACCAAUCCUGGAAGUCCUCUUAUUGGCCAUGAAUCACCUCUCGUGUCAAUUUUAAAAUCCCCUCCCCCACAAAAACCAAAAAUUUCAGCUACAACCCCUUGGAAAAGAUUUAAAUUAUUUGAUUCCCCUUUCCCUCGUUAUCGUCAUGCUGCUUCAUCUAUCUCAAGUGAUAAAAAUGAAAUCUUUUUAAUGGGUGGUUUAAAAGAAGGUUCCGUAUUUGGUGAUACUUGGAAAGUGAUUCCUCAAGAAAAUCAUGGUGAAAUUGUUUCUUAUACAAGUGUUUCUAUAGAUAUCAUCAAUCAUAAUAAUCCUCCUGCUAGAGUUGGUCAUUCUUCAGUAUUAUGUGGUAAUGCAUUUAUAAUAUUCGGUGGUGAUACCGUCGAUACUGAUUUUAAUGGUUUCCCUGAUAAUAAUUUUUAUUUAUUUAAUAUUAAUAAUAACAAAUAUACUAUUCCAAGUCAUAUUUUAAAUAAACCAAAUGGAAGAUAUGGUCAUACUGUCGGUGUUAUUUCUUUAAAUAACAAUUCAUCCCGACUUUACUUAUUUGGAGGUCAAUUGGAAAAUGAUGUAUUUAAUGAUUUAUACUAUUUUGAAUUAAAUACUUUUAAAUCUCCAAAGGCUAGAUGGGAAUUAGUUGAACCAUUAAAUAAUUUCAAACCUCCACCUUUAACCAAUCAUUCCAUGGCCGUUUAUAAAACUAAUGUCUAUGUGUUUGGUGGUGUUUAUAAUAAUGAAAGAGUUUCAAAUGAUCUUUGGAGUUAUGAUGCUUUAGCUAAUAAAUGGACUCAAAUCCCAACUACCGGUAAUAUUCCAUUACCAGUUAAUGAACAUUCCAGUUGUAUCGUUGAAGAUAAAUUAUAUGUUUAUGGUGGUAAUGAUUUCAAAGGGGUUAUUUAUAACUCUUUAUAUGUUUUGGAUUUAAAUAGUUUUGUUUGGUCCAAAUUAACUGAUGUUGGUGAUGUUGAUGGUCCAGGUCCGAGAUGUGGUCAUUCUAUGACUUAUUUACAAAAAUUUAAUAAAUUACUUAUCAUGGGUGGUGAUAAAAAUGAUUAUGUCGUUGAUGAUCCAACUAAUUUCGAAACUUAUGAAAAUUAUAAUGGUGAAGAAAUUGGUACUAUGAUAUAUGAACUUGAUGUUGGUAUUGUGGAUCAUUUCUUAACUGAAACCGUGGUUGAACCACUUAAACCACCAAAGAAAGUGGCUGCUUCUGCUGCUAAAAAUGUCGAUAAUGAAGGUUUCAAAGGAUAUGAAAAUCAUGCCAGAAGUUUUUCAGCUGGUCCAGAAGAUUUCAAAACUCCAAGUGGUUCUCCACCUCCUGAAAGAGCUGAAUUAAAUCAUAAUGAUGAUACUGUUACCGAUCCAAUCGUGCCUCCAAAUGAUAGAUUUGUUGAAGUUGAUUUACCAAAUACUACUAUUGAAGAUAGUGGUGGUGCUGCUGCUUUAAAUUCAAAUAAACCAGCUGAAAAUCCUUAUCAUAAUGGUCAUGCUUCACUUCUUGAUAAUUAUGAUUAUGGAGAUUCAAACGAAAAUAUUCAACCUGUUACUCCUCUGGAUUCUCAAACUAAAGAAAUUGAAAGUAUUCCUGAUCCAAAUCUUACUCCUAUGAUAACUCCUCAUUUAAAUCAAGAUGAUUCUAGAAUAAAACGUUUAGUGGCAGAAUUAACUAAUGAAUUAACGCAAUUAAAAUCAACUACAAAAAUGCAAAUGCAAAAUGCAACUGAAAAGAUUCAAAAACUUGAACAAGAAAAUGAUAAUCUUAGAGGUAAUCAUUCAAGAGAUAUAGAAGGAUAUGAAAAACAAUUGAAUGAAAAGAGUUUAUUGAUUGAUGAACUUAAAUCAACUAUUGAUCCAACUCAUUUGAAUGUGGAUGAAAAAUCUCCUGAAGGUUCUAAUGUAUCUGAAUUAAGUAAAUAUAAAUUAGAAAGAUUGGAAUUAAACAAUAAAUUACUUUAUUUGGAACAAGAAAAUUCAAAAUUAAAGUCUAAAUUUGAAGAUUUUGAACCAUUUAUGAAUAAUCAAGUUGGUGAAUUAAAUAAAUUCCAAAAGCUUAUUAAAGCUCAUGAAGAAAAAAUUGCUAAACUUUCAAGUCAAACUAAAGAUCAAGAAUUAUUAACUAAAGAAAUUAAUGAUUGGAAACAUAAAUAUGAGAAUUUAAGUUUAGAAUAUGAAAAUUAUAAAAAUAUUCAUAGUGAAGAAGAAAUUUCUGAUGAUGAAGAAUUUGAUUCAUCAUUACAUAAUGAUUCUCAAUUUGAUGAACCAUCAAAUAGAUCAAUUGUUAGUGCAGCAACUUCUACAGGUAGAAGAUCAAAGAAAGAUAUUUCUAAUCAAUUGGAAGCUUUAGUUAAUUUAUGGAAUUCUAAAAAUCAAGCUAGAACAGUUAGAGAAAGUACCCCAGGUGAAAAUCCAAUUACACCUGAAAAUAAUCCUAUUGUGGCUAAACUUCAAGAACAAGUUGAUGAUUUAUUAAGAAUUAGUAAACAAAAUGAUCAAGAUUCUAAUAGUCAAAUUGGAGAAUUAAAGACUCAAUUACAAGAUAAGCUUUCUAGUUUAAAGAGUUUUGAAGAGAAUUAUCGUGAUGCUUUACAAUCGGUUAAUAAUACUAGUAAAGCCUUAAAGGCAAGUCAUGAUGAAUUAACGAAUCAAAGAUCACUUAUGGAAAAAUUGGUUAAAGAAAAUAAUGAAUUGAAGUUGUUUAAAAAGGCUAAUAAGAGAAUUAGUACUAGAAAUGCAUCUCCAAUAUUUAAUAAUAGUCAAAUUCCAGAAGUGAAUGAAGAAGAUGAUGAUGAUGAUGGUGAAGGUGAAGUAUUCAACAGUGCUCAUUAUAAUAUGAAGAUUAAAGAUCUUGAAGCUGAUUUGUUUGUGUUAAAACAAGAAAGAGAUCUGUUGAAGGAAAAUGUCACUAGCUUACAAAAGCAAUUAUAUUUGUCAAAAAGUAGUGAUUAA